AUGCUGGACAGGAUACAUGAAGACAAUAGUUCCCCAGCAGAGGAAGAGGAAUGCUCCGCCGAAGAGGAAUGCUCCGCAAAAGAUCUCAUGGCAGCAGAUGAAGAAACAGCUCCUGGGUGUCCGUACUUUGGUUCGCUUCCUGGCUUAAGUGAUUUUCUUGAUCAAGAGGAACCAACUCAUGGCCUCACUAUUGCUGCACCUGUCACACUUACUUUCUUUGAUGAAGAGAAAGAAAAAAGCCCGUCGAAAUCAACAUGUGAUGUUCAUUGUGACGAGGUUCAAUCAUCUCCCGGUGGGAGCAAUGGCUAUGGAUCUGCCACAGGAAAUGGCCAUGAACCAAUGAGGCUGCCACAAACCCAACAAACUGUUUCUGAACCAGAGGAAGUGACACCCGGUGCAUACUUGGUCGAGCAUGGAAUAGCCAGGACAGCAGAGGAAGCAAAUACUAACAACCAGGAUAGUUUUGCUUGGGAGGACAAUCAUGACCAACCAAACGUUCUGGCAGUUGCCAAUUCUGUUGAGGAAGUGGACCUCAGCACUCUUCAGCAGGCCAGACCAUCAAUAGAGAGCAAUUCCACAGGAAGACAAAAGGACACUCCUUUGGUUGCCCUAUGCGUAUUUUUUGGGCUUGCAUUCAUAGGAGGGAUUGUGCUCUUGAUUGUAUUCCUUGAACCAAACACAAAUCAAUCCAAGCCAACCAACCAACCAGUAUCAGUUCCAUCAAUGGCCCCAACGUCACUGGGUUCUUCCAUUCUUUCCUUGCUAGCAGAUCAUACUGUCAAGGCAGUGGAAGACAAAGAUUCUCCACAAUAUGAGGCAUUUGAAUGGCUGCUUGAUGACCCACAUGUCUAUGACUAUCCAGACUGGCGGAUUAUCCAGAGGCAUGCUCUAAUGACCCUGUUUUAUGCCACCGGCGGUCCAACUAAAUGGACCAACAACACAGGAUGGGGGAGCUACAGUCUACAUGAAUGUGACUGGUAUCAAAACCAAGAGUUUGCUCUCAAAACACUUCUUCAACCAUUAUACCCUGGUUUUCUCUCAGGUUUUUUGGAGCCUCCACCUGUCAGCAAUUGUGAUGACCAGGGCUUCUACCAGCAUCUGUGGUUGGACCAAAACAAUCUUGUGGGCCCUCUGGUUGAGGAACUUUAUGGUUUGACAUCCAUCCAAACACUAUCGACUGGUUUUAACCGACUACAUGGGACACUUUCCAGCCACAUCGGGCAGCUCAGUGACCUGCAGGGACUAGCCAUUUUCUUCACAGAGCUAUCAGGAUCACUACCACAGGAAGUGGGUAAUUUGUCAUCCUUGCAGAUCACUGUAUUUUACGACAACCAGCUGGAAGGGUCCAUUCCGAAUGGAAUCUGGCAACUUACCAAUCUAGACACCUUAAUGCUUGCACGAAACACCAACCUACAAGGAACGAUUCCUUCAAUUGUAGGGGCUCUCCCAAAGUUGAGACACCUAGUGGUGGAUGGAGUGGAUUUCUCUGGCACCCUUCCAACAGAGCUGGGCCGAGCUACAUCCCUAGAAUGGCUGGUCUCAGCGGAAAAUAGAAUUACGGGCACACUACCCAGUGGGGUUCACAUACGGGCACUGUUCCAUCUGAAAUUGGCCUGCUUACUCUUCUACAAAGUUUGGAGUUUGAUUCAAACCGGCUAUCUGGUACAAUUCCCAGUGAACUCUCCAACCUUUCCAACUUGGAUAUGCUCUGCCUGGGUGGAAACCAAUUAA
Messenger RNA from Seminavis robusta, 1731 nucleotides. The record is from the annotation of a GenBank genome assembly. Lineage: Eukaryota; Bacillariophyta; Bacillariophyceae; Naviculales; Naviculaceae.